Messenger RNA from Bipolaris sorokiniana ND90Pr, 2869 nucleotides. RefSeq lists its product as uncharacterized. Bases 367 to 2499 code for a protein of 710 amino acids. The record is from RefSeq and is a predicted model, not a curated record. The transcript has 4 exons. Lineage: Eukaryota; Fungi; Ascomycota; Dothideomycetes; Pleosporales; Pleosporaceae. Gene Ontology annotation, molecular function: DNA-binding transcription factor activity, RNA polymerase II-specific; zinc ion binding. Gene Ontology annotation, biological process: regulation of DNA-templated transcription.
GCCCACACACACGCCCACACCAUGCAGGGCCGUUUUCCCGGCCGCCGGGCCUGAACCAUCCCACCAACCCCCUUGCCUCCUACAUACCAUCUCGACCAGAAAACUUACAUGGACGCUCUUCCGCUAGCCACCAGGCGCUUCGCUCGAUGCUUGUAAAGGGCGUUGACUGGGUUUCAGCCUGAUCGCUCACGUGAAGGCGCGCUACACCCCUCCUGGCGCGCACGCCUCUGGUGAUUGCGCACCUCCAAAGGCCUAAAGCAAAGAGCCAUAGUUGUGUAGACUGGACCGGGUGCUAUUAACUUCCCGUCCUGUUUUUUCUUAUUCGCCUCCACAUCAUCUGCUUGCACUAGACCCCAUCGCCCGUCAAUGUCCUAUCGCGGAAGGCCCAGCAAGGGUUGCGAGGCUUGUCGAGCCCGUAAGGUCAAGUGCGACGAGGCCAGGCCGGCUUGCAGUCGAUGCACAAAGGCUAGCCACGAGUGCAAGUAUCGCGAUCAAGCCGAUAUCCUCUUUCGGAACCAGACUGCUUCGGCAGCACAGAGAGCCGAGGAAUCAUGGCGGAAGAGAUCUAAAUCCCACCAGCGUCCAACCACGGCAGAAACAAACACCGCUGCCUAUGUCAAGACGCCUCCAAGCGAUGCAUCUACUCCGCCCACGCUCGACGACACACGCUCCUCGAGUGGGAGUGUGCACUCGCCCAGCGGGUCCACCGAUGACGCUACCCAGGAUGCAUCCAACAUUUCACUGGCUACUAUUGACCUAAGCAAAAUGACCAUUACGCCGGCACCCAAUCCCGAUUUCCGCCGCAAGGCAUUUGAGCGAUUCGUCUAUGACUUUGUUCUGCCCGACUCGCCCACCAUGCCAAAGGACGAGCCCUCAGACGCCUUGUGGACUUUUAUUCCCGUGCUGUACCAGGGUGCCUCGGAGGACUCGUUGAUAGCUACUACUGUUGAUGCUGUUGCAUAUGUCAACUAUGCGAAUAGAUGCAAGGAUGCCCAUGCCGCUGCAUUAGGCGAGGAGUGCGUUGCUAAAGCCAUUCCCAUGCUAACCAAGGUGAUUGCGGAUAAGAGGCGAUCGGCUACGAAUGAAGCAUUGUGCUCAGUCUAUCUUAUGGGGGUUUAUGAGAACCUCACCAAUGUGCAGCGAAAAGGCACGUUUAUUGCCCAUCACCAUGGUGCUACUGCGUUGCUCCAGCUGCGAACUGUCGAGCAAUACUACAGUGACCCGAUUUCCGCUAGAUUGUAUGAAGUAGCCUAUGCACAAAUGUUACUCGGCAACCUACAGUCAGCAAAGCGCCCACCCAUUCCUAAAAAAGACGUAAUCAAGGUGGAGGGGUACCUUCCCAGUCUUUACAGCAAUUCUCACGUGUUUGUCAUCCGUCUGAUCUGGAGAGAAGCCAUGUUGCACGCAAAGUGGCAUGAGAUUAAGCAAAGCGCGAACCCACCCACUAGUCGCUUAGCUAUGCUAGAGAUUUUCCAGACCGCUGUCGAACUAGAUGGCGCGUUUCAAGCCUGGGAAUCGCCCCUCACGCCGGCCUGGGAUUACCACAUGGCACCGAAUACAGCAGAAGCUAGGACAGCUUAUGAUGAAAAAUGGCGGAAUCUCUUCCUAUCAAGUCGAGGUGCGCCGCCAGAGAUUCAUGCAUACCAAAGCCUGAAGAGGUGCUGGAUCUGGGGCUUUUUUCGAACCAGUCGAAUAUUUCUCCUUCGUGACCUUCUUGAGAUGCUUAAUUGGUUGUUGCGAUUCCCAGAGCCGGCCUUGCCUUAUCCUUCUAUGGCCGAGAGCGGUUCUACAACUACUAAUGGGCAGUCCGUUCCUGUUUCACUCAGUACCAGGAGUCUGCGUAUGCAACAAUCGAUCACUACUACCCACUUGGUUGAGGUCAUUGACAAAAAUUGCUCAGCAUUGUUCGGUAGCUUUACAGUCCCUAUACAUCUCAAAUCAUACAAUGACGUUGUUGGGAUGAGAGGUUAUGUUUGUUUGUGGCCACUGGGUAUCAUGGACGCUGCUCUAAGCUCGGGUCUUGUUCCUGAUGUUAACGGGCCAGGAAGCCAACAACCAUCGCCAGCAACCCACUUUCCGACGUUUCAGACGUCGCCAAACAGCGACUCUUUCCAAUCAAACCCAGGUUCGGAAUUCAAAAACGCCUACGCAUUGGCACCGCAAUUCUCGGAGCUCGCCAACAUCGUACCGAAACUGGAGGCAACGAGUGCAAGCAACAGUCCAGUGAACAGCACACCAGUGUAUGACCACAUGGCGAAGAAGAACCACAUUUUCGACUCCAACCCAGCGCAUCCUUAUGACAGUCCAGUACAUCUUCCGGUGGACUUCGACAUCCCCGAACCAAAAAAGAUGGACGUUGCAUCAAGACGUGAGUGGGUUAACCGCCUCUUGUACUAUUUGGGGACGGAGCUGGGACUCAAGAAGGCGCUAUAUGUGCCGCUUACUGAGGGAUACUUGCCGAUUGUGAAGCCUAGCGUUGAUCAUCUUCUGGGUCGGUGAUGAUGAUUGGGUUAGAGAAUGGUGGCAUGAAGGAUAUUUUGUUGUUUACAACGCAUGAAGAUUCGGAGCAUGAAGUAACAAAGCAUCAUGCGGGAGUUUGGUUGGGUUUUUGCAUGUGUGAGGGCGAAUUUUCUCGCGUUAUCUAUUAAGCAACAUAUAAAUGUUUUACUUUUCUUGUUGGGUGUAUUUGAUGGAGAGGAGGGGAGAGGAUAUACCGGUUGUAUAUAAGCAAGGUUGGAAGUUGUUGGCGGUAAGGUAAUAGGAAGUUGAGAUGGGAGAAGUGGUAUAUAUAUGGAAAGAUAAGGACCAGGAAGAUGGUGUAGCAACAGGCUUUCUAGAUAGAUAUCAUCAGGUAUUGAAUGUAAUCUAG